AUGGAGAUCUUUGUCAAGACACUCACGGGCAAGACCAUCACUCUUGAAGUUGAGAGCUCAGAUACCAUCAAGACUGUGAAGGCUAAGAUUCAUGACAAGGGGAGAUUCCCUCUAGACCAGCAAUACCUCACGUUUGCUGGCAAUCAGCUCGAGGAUGGAUCCACCCUGGCUGACUACGACAUCCAGAAGGAGAGUACCCUUCAUCUUGCACACCGUUUCGGCACAGAGAUGUCAAUUUUUGUGGAGACCCUCGAUGGCGAAGAGAUCCACCUCCGGGUCAAUCCAUCAGAUACCAUCCAUGCUGUCAAGGCACGGAUUCAGGAUCGCAAUCGCCUUAUACUGGAUGGGGAGCAACUGGAGGACGACAGUACAUUGGCUGAUUAUAGCAUCCAGGAGCGGCGUUCCACUCUUAAGCUUCGUCUCGGCCUCGAAGAAAAGGUGAAAAUAUAUAUCAAGGCAUUGGACUGUUCUUUCUAUGUAUAUGGCUCGAAUACUAUCAACAGUGUGAAGGCGAUGAUCAAAGAUGAGUAUGGCAUUGAUCCAGACAAGCAGCGCCUAAUGUUUAAUGACAAGGAGCUGGAGGGUGGUCGCACUUUUUCCUAUUAUGACAUUCGGAAUGGCUCCACUCUUGACCUUGUCGUCCGUGAGAGAUCUGGAUUGAUGGAUAUCUACAUCAAGGGUUGGAGUGGAAAAACCUUUCUGCUUAGGGCAGCGAGCUCAGAUACUGUCCGCAGUCUCAUGGAGAGGAUUGAACAGGCAAAGGGCAUCCCCCUUGCAGACCUGCGCGUCACCUAUGGUGGGAAGCAACUCGAGGAUGGCCGUAGGCUGGCGGACUACAAUAUCAGCAAAGAGUCGACCCUUCAUCUUCUCGGCCGGCUCCGGUCCUGUAUGCAGAUCUUUGUUAAGACGCUCUAUGGCAAAACCAUCACUCUUGAUGUUAGGAGUUCAGAUACCAUCAAUAAUCUAAAGGCUAAGAUUCAUGAAAAAGAGGAAAUCGCUCUAGAAAAGCAACGCCUCAUGUUUGAUGGAACACAUCUGGAGGAUGGACGCACCUUGGCCGACUACGAAAUCCAAAAGGAGUCCACCCUUCACCUUGCCCCCUAUCUCGAUGGAGGGAUCGAGAUUUCCGUGGAGACCCUCAAUGGAAACAUGAUCAACCUCAAGGUGGAUCCAUCUGAUACCAUCCAUGACGUCAAGGCUAAAAUCCAUGAUCAACAACGCCUUAUCUUUGAUGGGAAGCAACUAGAGGACGACUCUACUUUGGCCGAUUGUGGCAUCCAAUAUGGUUCCACUCUUAACCUUGAUUCGCACUACCCAGAAACGAUGCAGAUCUCCAUCAAGACGCUUGAAAGGCCUUUCUAUGUUAAGAGCUCAGAUACCAUCAACAGCCUCAAGUCGAAGAUUAAAGAUGAGUAUAACAUUGACCCGGCCCAGCAGAGCCUCUUCUUUAACAAGAAGGAGCUCGAGGGCGGCCGCACUUUGGCAUAUUAUGACAUUCGGAAUGGAUCCGAUCUCGACCUCCUCCUCUGUCUCCGGUCUGGACUAAUGCAUAUCUUCAUCAGGCUACUUUCAGGAAAGAAAAUAAUGCUUACGGUUGAGAUCUCCGAUACAGUCAGCUGUGUGAAGGAGAAGAUCCACCAGGUGGAGGGCAUUCCUGUGAGAAGCCAACGCCUCAUUUUUAGGGGAAGACAAAUGGAGGAUGGCCGCACGCUUGGGGACUACAACAUCCAGGAUAAAUCCAACAUUGACCUUAUCCUCCGCCUCCUCUCAUGUGUUCAGUGUCCGGGUCACCAUCAUUAG
Messenger RNA from Lolium rigidum, 1800 nucleotides. RefSeq names its product polyubiquitin-like. Gene Ontology annotation, molecular function: protein tag activity; ubiquitin protein ligase binding. Lineage: Eukaryota; Viridiplantae; Streptophyta; Magnoliopsida; Poales; Poaceae. The coding region runs from base 1 to 1800 and encodes 599 amino acids. The record is from RefSeq and is a predicted model, not a curated record. Gene Ontology annotation, biological process: modification-dependent protein catabolic process; protein ubiquitination. The transcript is spliced from 2 exons. Gene Ontology annotation, cellular component: cytoplasm; nucleus.